AUGAUGCAGGAAAGUAACUAUUCUCCCACUUCCCUGGAUGAUGGUAAUUUCUUUGGUUUUGUGUCCCUGGAUGGCGAGGACGUUUUCGUUGACGACGACGAAAGUGAUAAAUUGGUGAUCGAAGACGCAAUAUCGAAGGAGUCUGAUCGAAAUAGAAUAGCGAUUCUCGAAAAGGAACUUGACGAAUUGAAAAGAGAAAAUGCCGCUCUUAAACAACAACUAAAAGAAAAGGAUCGUACUGAAAAUGAGAGAGACGAGGCUGAAUAUCCGGAAAGUGCCAACGAAGAGAGUGACACAGAUGACGAAAAUGAAACUGAAGAUGAAAGAAGCGAUGAAGAUGAAGAAAGUGAUGAAGAUGGAGUAGUAGAAAAGGUACGAAAUUAG
Molecule: messenger RNA, 384 nt
Organism: Daphnia magna
Lineage: Eukaryota; Metazoa; Arthropoda; Branchiopoda; Diplostraca; Daphniidae
Product: serine/threonine-protein phosphatase 4 regulatory subunit 2-like
Exons: 4
Coding region: 1-384 (127 amino acids)
Source: RefSeq, a predicted model, not a curated record